CCCUCAUUACCCCACACCUACAAUCACAUCUUCGCAGCCCCUCCUGUCCAAUCGUGUAGCCCUUCACAUCGAGGCACCAAUCGCAACCACUCUCUUUGCAACCCGUUCCUUUCGACUACCGCCCACGCGAUGCUCUGCAUCCCUACGCCAAACCAUCGCGCCUUGGUGACCGGGUGCUACCCGCCGCCCAAGAAGCUUGCUGGCGUAGAGAAGCCGAACUCCAACGAGCUGGGCAAGCUUGUGUAUUACGCCCAGUCGAAGCCCGCCAAGCUUUCGAAAGUGGGCAAAGUUCUCGAAGAGAGGGCAGCAAGCGAUGCUCGCAAUGUACCCUCGGGCGGGGAGAAGUCUCGAUGCGGCCUCCUGAUCACCCUCGCAAUCCUCAAGAACCUCGUCACCGACUGCCGUAGGGAUAUCACCUACAUUUCCAAGUCGGCGCAGGUAGUAUUGCAGCACGCCGUCACCGCAUCGGCCAAGGCAGGUGCAGGCGGACGUCGUGACUUGGAGCUCUCAGCGCGCGCCUCGAGCACCUUCUUCGCCUUUGCGUCAGCCAUUGACCCAUCGCGCUCCUCGGUUGAGGGCGACCUAGGCAACAGCUACCUGGCUCUACUUCGUGGUUUCAGCGAGAUGGCAAUGGAGACCAUGCAGGACCAAGAGGAUCAAAAUCGUUUCCGCUUGAUCGGCCUAGGCGCCCUCUCAGGGGCAGUCGGUUCAGACGCGUUGUACACGCCUUCGUUUGCUCAGCAGAUCGAGGCAAUCGUCCCUCCGCUCCUCGGAAACAUUCAAGCCAGUAUCUUGCCCCUCGAGGCUUUGGAGACAGAAGCCCAGAAGACGAUCAGCGGCACGCCCUCCUUCUCCGAGUUCGCCUCCGCAACCCGCAAACGCCCAGGGCAUCGUCGCGCCCCUUCCCUCUCGGGCCACAUUGCAGGCGAAAAGGGGCCUGACCGCAUUCAAGUGGUUUCAGCCUCAAUGGGCAUCCUUCAGUCCCUCUUCCGCCACGCGGAUGCCACGCAGGUGCAAGAAGCCAUGCGUCCAGUCUUCAAAUGGAUGGACGGGCGUGGUGGUUCGCCGCAGUGGGGCCAGGAAGACUGGGCCUGCUUCCUCGCCAAGACUCUCUCCCGCUCGACGGCCCUGCAAUAUCGCUUUGUUGUGCUCACGAGCUUCAUCGAGUACCUGGUAGAACACUGCGAGGGCCCGCCACAGACCAAGCACGCCACGCUCCUUGCAAUGAUCACCGAGACGUUGCGCGCUAAAGACCUUACGCUCAUCGGCCUCAGCACAUCGGACGCUAUGAACAAUCUCGCAGGUUUGCUGGUCAGGCGCGUUCACUUCGACCUCAAGGACCCCUUGCUUCCGCAGAUCGUCGAGGCCAUCGAGUCGCUGGCCUCGCACGUCUACUACGCCGAGCAGCUGAACGAUAUGGCCGAGGAGCUCGUGGCGCGCAUUGUUGCUCUCACGCAGCCCGAGACGGACGUAGGCGAGGCGACGAGGACCAGUCACUUGGGCAGGAGGGCGAGCGUGACGGCAAAGAGUGGCGAGGAGCAGCGGAUGGAGAGUAUUCGUACACUCUUGUUCGCCUUGACGAGGACGAUUGUCGUGGCAAACACGGCGGGUGCCUCGGACGGAGAGGUUCGCCAGGCGAUGGAGGAGGACCUGGAGAAACCUGCACCCAAGGGCAAGGAUGCUGCGAAGACGCAAGCGCAGGCCAAGUUGGGCAUCACGACUGCCGGGACUCGCUCACGUAUCCAGCCCAACGUUCUCACGCCAACCGCAGCGCUGCUUGCAUGCUCGGACGCUCCAGUUCGUCUUGCAGAGGCUCAGCUGCUUCUCACCUACCUGCAGCUCGAGGCGACCGAACAGCAGGACGCCUCUUCCUCUGAAAUAGCCUCACUCGCCCACGGUGUAGCCGCCGCAGCUCACGUAGCCGCUUUGAGCUCCUCGCUGCGCUUGAGCAGCUCUGCAGCGAGCGCUCUGCAGACCGGCAACCCAAUGGAAGCUCUCGUUGCCCUGGACAGGGGCGAUGCGCGUGCCAAGGCCUCGACCGCAGCUCACUCCGCUGUCCCGCUGGACUACUCCAGUCUGGCCGAGGUGUUCACCCAUCUUGUAGCACCACGAGGCGGAGGAACUGCUGCCGGCUUACUGGCAAUCGUGCCAGCUCUCUUCUCCCUUGACAGGAGCGCAGCAACGAAGCUCGUACCGGACGCCGCCUCUCCUGCCAUCGUAGCGCAGCGACGUCGGGCCUGCCGCCUGGUACUGGCGAAGGUUUGGUCGACCAUUGGUCAGGAAUGGAACAUCUCGCCUGCGUCAAAAGAGGCAAAGGCAGUUCUCUCCGCCCUUCCCUCGAACCAAUUGCCACCUGUACCUGCCCCUCACCCGUCGCUGAACCUGGCUGCGGAGACGGAGCUCUUUCCAGAGUCUGGUGCCAAUGGGGAAGGCAGCGGAGCCGCCUCAGAGUGUUUCGGCAAGAGCGGGCUAGUCAAGGCUAUAGCAGCGAGUCAGGAGGUGCAAGACUCUACCGGCCUCUCUGCAGCGGCAAUCGAGCGCUGGCUCCUCCGUGACUGGAGUGUCAGCAUUGCAGUGGACGACGCGAAUGUUGGUGCCACGCCAUAUGCAGCUGAUCACCACGGUGAAGGGGAUGGAGAUGGAUUGGGUGGUGCGAGCGGGGUCUCUAGGAUCCAAAUUCGAUCGGCUGCUUCUGGCGCUGGAGCUGGUCGAGCUGGAGCUGGAGCAGGAGCAGGUGCUGCUUCCACGAGGUCGGGCGUGGAGGACUUGCGCCAAGCCCUGGGCAGCAGGACGUACGGUGGGUCAGCGAGCGUGAAGCGCGCCAUCUCGCCUACUGCGGCCUCUGGUGUAGGCAAGGGGAUGCCUGCGCCUGCCCUUCCCGGCCUCAAUGGUGGGGACAACGGAGCUUCAGCCCCUCCCAAUGGCCCUACGUCAGCAGCAGAGCGCAGAGCGAGCAAGCGGGCCUCGCGCAUUCAUUCGUCCAGUGCCGGCGGCGUGGGUGCAAGCCCUUCGAAGGGCAAAGGAGCAGGUGCGACUCCCGGCGUGGGCGGGCUGCUGGAUAGCUUGGGAAUCGCUUCGACUGUGGAGGAGCAGGAGCAACACAAGCCGGCGCUCGUGGCACCCCAUGCCGCUUGAUGCGCUGCGUGUAUACGCUGAGCUCCUUUUGCCAGAUACCCUUCUCCUUCUCUUCUUGACGCCCGGCUACUAGCCACUUUCCUGUUUGGUCUCAUUUGAACUUCUUGCCUUGUAUAUCUCUUUGGACCAUCCAUCGACACACGCUCCUUGCAAUUGCAUUCUCAUCUCGUUCCUCA
This is a messenger RNA of Jaminaea rosea, 3311 nucleotides long. RefSeq lists its product as hypothetical. Lineage: Eukaryota; Fungi; Basidiomycota; Exobasidiomycetes; Microstromatales. The transcript has a single exon. The record is from RefSeq and is a predicted model, not a curated record. Bases 130 to 3135 code for a protein of 1001 amino acids. Gene Ontology annotation, biological process: protein localization to plasma membrane.